UCAAUCCAAGUAAAUUCUCAGUUUCUUUUCCUCUAAAGUGAAACCAGGAGUCCCUAUUAAAUAUCCGGUGAAAAGAUCGGCUGAGACAACAGAGCUGUGCUUUUGUCAAGUGUGUACACUACAGGCUACCCGAUAUCAGACCAGUUAUGGAUCCAUGUACAGCGGUUGCAGCAGCAGGAGGGGCAGUCUUGGCAGUCGCUGCAGCACCUGCUAUAUUGGCUAGUGUGGGCUUCACUGCUGGCGGGAUAGCAGCGGGAUCUAUAGCUGCCCAUCUGAUGAGUACAGCUGCUGUGGCUAAUGGAGGAGGAGUGGUAGCCGGGAGUCUGGUGGCAGUAGGGCAGUCUAUUGGUGCUGCUGGGAUGUCCUCUGCAGCAACUGCAGUCGUGGGAGCAGUAGGGGCUGCAGUUGGUGGAGCCUUGGGUGGCUCCACGGUCUGCAGCACUGUAGCCUCAGCGACCGCAGGUGCAUCAGCAGCUGGAUCAGUGAUAGCUGCUGUGGUUAACUGCACUGUAUGAGAUGUCAUGAUAUUAUCUCAAGAUGUCAACUUAACCAAUCAUGAAAUAGAAAUAAAGAUGAAAUUGGACAAUC
Alosa alosa (allis shad) is the source of this 588-nucleotide messenger RNA. Its product is annotated as interferon alpha-inducible protein 27-like protein 2A. Gene Ontology annotation, biological process: apoptotic signaling pathway. The record is from RefSeq and is a predicted model, not a curated record. The transcript has 5 exons. The coding region runs from base 147 to 515 and encodes 122 amino acids. Gene Ontology annotation, cellular component: membrane; mitochondrion. Lineage: Eukaryota; Metazoa; Chordata; Actinopteri; Clupeiformes; Clupeidae.